Molecule: messenger RNA, 1230 nt
Organism: Microsporum canis CBS 113480
Lineage: Eukaryota; Fungi; Ascomycota; Eurotiomycetes; Onygenales; Arthrodermataceae
Product: glycerophosphoryl diester phosphodiesterase family protein
Exons: 1
Coding region: 1-1230 (409 amino acids)
Biological process (GO): lipid metabolic process
Molecular function (GO): glycerophosphodiester phosphodiesterase activity
Source: RefSeq, a predicted model, not a curated record
AUGAAGCUGAGCGUCCUGCUGAUGGCUGUGACGGUGGCCGCCGCGCCCGCUGGCCAUGGCCCUUCUAACGUGGACGUCGACGUCGGCGUGCGGCCAGGCUUCCUGGUCAGCCUGAUGCCCGCCGGCCCGCUGAAGGAGAAGCUCGCGUCGUGCGCCAGCAACAAGAACAUGAGGCUGCACAGCUCCGACUUCACCAUCAGCCAUCGCGGCGCGCCCCUGCAGUUCCCAGAGCACACCAAGGCCGGGCUGGCAGCGGCCGCCCGCAUGGGCGCCGGCAUCCUCGAGUGCGACGUCGCCUUCACCCGCGACCGCCAGCUCGUCUGCCGCCACUCCCAGUGCGACCUGCACACCACGACCAACAUCCUCGCCGUGCCCGAGCUCGCGGCCAAGUGCACCCGGCCCUUCACGCCCGCGGCCGGUGGCAGGCCCGCCUCCGCGCUCUGCUGCACCAGCGACAUCACCCUCGCGGAGUUCAAGAGCCUCUGCGGCAAGAUGGACGGCUUCGACCCCAAGGCCACCACCGCGGCAGAGUACAUGGACGGCACCCCGAAGUUCCGGACGGACCUCUACGCCUCCACCUGCGGCGAGCUCUACUCCCACAAAGAGUACAUCCGCAUCGUCGACGGCUACGGCCUCAAGUUCACGCCCGAGCUCAAGGCCCCCGAGGUCCCCAUGCCCUUCGAGGGAGACUACACGCAGGAGGAGUACGCCCAGCAGCUCAUCGACGAGUACCGCGCCGCGCGCAUCCACCCGGACCGUGUCUUCCUCCAGUCCUUCUCCAUCCAGGACAUCUACUACUGGAACACGCAUGCCGCAGACUACGCCCGCCAGGCCAUGUAUCUCGACUCCCGCCCAGACACCCCCGAGGGCGCCAAGCAGGCCACCGCCUCCAUGGCCCAGCUGAAGCAGAGCGGCAUCCGCACCCUCUCGCCCGCCUUCCACGCCCUGCUCAAGCUCGACGCCAACAACCAGAUCGUGCCCUCCGAUUACGCCGUCGCCGCGAAGAAGGCCGGCAUCAAGCUGACCACCUGGUCUCUGGAGCGCUCCGGGCCGCUCAACAAGGUCAAGGCCAACAAGGACUUUUACUACUCUUCCAUCGCAGCGGCCAUCAAGGACGACGGUGACAUCUACCGUGUUGUCGACGUCCUCGCCAGAAAGGUUGGUGUUGCUGGCAUCUUCUCCGAUUGGCCUGCCACCGUCUCCUUCUACGCCAACUGCUUCGGCCUCUGA